Mixia osmundae IAM 14324 is the source of this 1090-nucleotide messenger RNA. RefSeq lists its product as uncharacterized. NCBI's taxonomy places the organism in Eukaryota, Fungi, Basidiomycota, Mixiomycetes, Mixiales, Mixiaceae. The transcript has 2 exons. The coding region runs from base 365 to 1090 and encodes 241 amino acids. The record is from RefSeq and is a predicted model, not a curated record.
GGACAAGUUUGUAAGGCUCGCAAGGUCGCGCUCUCCUCUCAACCUCAUCAACAUCACCACGGCACUCAUCCCAAUCCACUCCUCUGCAUCUUUCUGUCCUUCAAUCACGGACAGACUAUACAUCGCCGCACGCAUUCAUCUUGCCCGGCUCCCAUCGCAGCACUGCCCAAGGCGAUUUUCAUCGGUCGUGACGGCACCGCGCUAUGACCGCAGUGCCUGAUCCGACCCGUCAGCGUCGAUCCGAAUCGGCUGACCGUCAGCUACAAAACAUGCUGGGCCAGCCAUUCAAUCCAUCAAUCAGCUUCAGCUCCAUCGCAUCAACAGUCUCACCAGUACUACCACUUCAGAGUCUAUCACUUGCAAUAUGAUCGGUGCUUCUUUCGUCAUGCUGGCCAUCGUUGCCUCUGCGUCCGCCGCGCCCCAGUUCUACGGCGCCUUCCUGCCGACGCAGAGCUACGGUGCCGGNUCUACCGGUCUCGGUGGCUACGGUGCGGGCUAUGGCUCGAGCUAUGGACUAGCAGAUGGAUACGGCGCUGGCAANGGUGCNCUCUACAACAACGCCUACAACAACCUCGGCUAUGGCCAGGCCAUCAACAACGCCGGCUACGGCAGCCUCAACCAGGGAAGCAACAUCUUUGGCGCCAACAAUGCCUACGGCAACGGCUUCGGCUCUGUCCAGGGUGGCCAAUCCAGCAACUCCGAUAUCGGCGGCUUCGCAAAGAACAGCGACAAGUCCAGCCAGANUAUCUCCACAUCUGACUCGCACAAUGCUGCUGGUGAUCUUCACCAAUCCCAAGGUAGCCAUGCGGACGGCAGCGCCAAGUUCGGCGGUGCCUCGGGCGGCUCGGCUUCGCAAGGUCAAGGCUCGCACGUUGCAGGCAAGGCCGGUCAGUCCUCGAGCGACAAGGGCCACCUCGACAGCAGCAAUGGCGCGAAUGCAGGCGGUCAUCUCGCAGGCGCNCAAGGUGGUGAGGCCGGUCAGACAGUCGCAAACGGUCUCGGUAGCUCCGCCGGCACUGGCAUCAACGGCGCAGCUGGUGUCUACUNAGCCGCUCGNAGCUCUUGCCUUUGCUGCUUGAUGGACAUUUGA